Aphanomyces astaci is the source of this 1555-nucleotide messenger RNA. RefSeq lists its product as hypothetical. Gene Ontology annotation, molecular function: small GTPase binding; GTPase activator activity. The record is from RefSeq and is a predicted model, not a curated record. Gene Ontology annotation, cellular component: cytosol; nucleus; perinuclear region of cytoplasm. Gene Ontology annotation, biological process: activation of GTPase activity; nucleocytoplasmic transport. NCBI's taxonomy places the organism in Eukaryota, Oomycota, Saprolegniomycetes, Saprolegniales, Verrucalvaceae. The transcript has a single exon. The coding region runs from base 84 to 1493 and encodes 469 amino acids.
UGAUCAAAAAGGCGAAUCAGUUGUCCGGGUUUACUUAUUGGGUUGAGGUUUCCGCAUUUCGAAACUCGCCCCCACCGUGCCACAUGGAUCAUGCCCAGUUCACAACAACGACCGCGACGGACGCUGCAAUGACAUUGCCGACUUCAGCUACAAGAACCACGGCGUUGGCCAAAGACCGUGGCGGCAUGCAUGUCGCUGCAGCAGCUUCAACCCUAUGGGGCGGCUUGACCACUUCAACCGAUCGGUACACAGUCGACUUGGUGCAGUGGCAGUCACCAAAUGACCUCCCUGAACGACGCCUAAUGGUCCAGCGCAUCAUUGCCAUGACGAGGCGCCACAAACGACGUGUCUUGCUCGGUAUCGACGACACUUGGGACGAGAAAACCCCGUCACUCGCCAAACGCAUCGAGCUGAGCCUGUACAGUCGAGCCGCGAGCUUCGAAGAGUACAAAGACCUGAACACGUUGCGCCGGCGGUUGCAGAGUUUGGUGUCGUUAAGCUACCACGAAGCGGCAAGCAUGAAGGCGUGUAAGCGGUCACAAACCGAUGACGUGGCCCCACGAAGCGUCAAGCAAAAAAUUGGUCCCCCUGCCCAGCCGACUUCUUCGUCAGUGUUCCUUCUGCACAACGAAGACCUCGUGCGACACAUUUACGGGUUCCUCGAUGGGAAAGACGUAUUGCGACACACGGCCGUGUCUAAGAAAGCGUACUCGUUGCUGCCCUCAUGCGUCCACACCCUUAGCUUGAGCGUGGACACACUGGCCCGAGCAUUUGAGCUUCAGUCGACUCGAUUCCUCAUUCAACUGGUCAACUUGGAAGCGCUUGACGUGUACAGCCACCGUAAGAAACCUUGUACAACCGACAAAUCACACGACGCCGAGAGCAGCAACGUUGCAUUGCAUGCUUGGGGGUGUAGCGAACUCGACAUCUCCCAGACGAACGUCGGCGAAAGCGCGGUGCUGGAGCUCGCCACCGCCAUCUCCCGCGGCGCUGGUUCGAAGCUGCGGCGCCUCCGCCUCGUGUCUGCGUUCACCAACACGUGUCAUCGCAAUGCAAUCCAUGCGUUGUGCGCGGCCCUCCAGCGCGGCGGAUGUCCCCGCCUCGAAGACCUGCUCCUGGGCGGCAACAGCUUUUCCGACUGCGGGACCGUGGACGUUGCUGCGUUGCUAAGCGAGUUCGGGGCAGUGCCCAACCUGGUGCGGCUGGACCUGCGCCGCAACUUUAUCGGCGAGUCGGGUCUCAAGCGCAUCAUGCAGGCGUUGGGCGUCGGCGCCGUGGCGAAACUCAAGUAUUUAUGCAUGGGCGGGAACAUCAUCACAGACAACAGCGUGUCGCCCGUGGUGGCGCUGCUGUCCAGCACGUUGUGCCCCCAGUUGCGGUUCCUGGGGCUUGAAGAUAACUUUAUCAGCCCCUCGGGGGUACAGAGCAUCAUUGACGCAGCGGUGUGUGGGGGGAUGAUGCCUAAACUGCACAAGGUCGCCGCCGCCGAGUAGGAAAACGGCUCGUUGUUUUUAAUAUUGUACGACCAUAUUUAUUAUUAUUGCCACGAAUCUCG